AUGGGUGGCGAUCUAAACUUGAAGAAAUCAUGGCACCCGUCGUUACUUCGCAACCAGGAGCGCGUAUGGCAGCAGGAGAAGCGCGCUCUCGAGGAGCGUAAAAAGGUCGAGCAGCUUCGGCGUGAGCGAGAAGAGGAACGUCAGAUCCAGGAACUCCAGCGUCUACAGGAAGCUUCAGGCAAAUCUGCGCCGCAAUCUCGAGUCGAUUGGAUGUACCAAGCGCCCUCGAGUUCCACGGGCCACUACUCCGAGGAAAUGGAAGGCUAUCUGCUGGGCAAGCGAAGAAUUGACGGGAUACUCUUGAAGAACGAUACGGACAACCAGAAGCUCGAGAAGGGUGCAGACGUGGUCGGGGCUAACGCGGCGGCUGGUCCGUCGGUUGGCUCUGCGCGAGACACAAUGACAAAGGUCCUCAACGAUCCACUUCUUGAAGUCAAGAAGAGAGAACAGGCGGCAUACGAGGCUGCUGUCAUGGAGGCUGCCAGACGAAAGGAGAGAGAGGCCCGUCGCAAGGGCGGAAGUGGACGGGACAGGGAUCGGGAUCAUCGCCACGGGGAUCACGAUUCGAGGCAUCGACGAUACAGCGAUGAUAAAGGCGAUAUUCGUCGACACAGACACCAUCGCAGCGACCGCCGAAAUCGCUCAAGAUCACCUAGAUCGCCUGAGCGAUCGCACCGCAGACAUCGAAGUGAGCGUGACCGCGACCACGACCGCGACCGACGCAGGGACGACAGGCGACGUGAUGAUGACAGAGAUCGUCGCGACGGCCGAUCUCGAGAGGACCGUGACCGUGACGAGUAUUCCCCCCGCAGAGAGAGAAGGGACUCCUAUUCAACACGUGCGGGAGAUCGUGACUCAGGGUCGAAGCGUGACUACGAUCGGGCGCCCGAGAGGUCCCGAGUUGAUUCGCCUCCGCGUCGACGGUCACCUUCUCCGCCUCGAAAUUCCAGACGCGAAGACCAUGGGAACGACGACCGUCGAGAGCCUGUCCGUCAAGGUUACAACAGCCGUCCCGACUUCUCCAGGCGUGGUCGUGGCCCCUUAUCAGGUCAGAAUGGAUCUAGCGGGCCCGAUCCCAGGACACAAGAAGCAGAGCGCCUUCGUAAGCUCGCCGAGAUGCAGUCGAAUGCGAAUGACCUGGAAAGUGAACGACGCCAACGCCUCGCGGAUAUCUCUGCAAAAGAAGAACAAGAACGAGAGGCAGAUGAUAAGCAGCGCUCGGAUCGUGGUCGAUUCAUCUCCAAAGUCCACCAGCGGGCCCAAGAAGACAGCCUUGAUGAGCGUAUUCGACGCAGUCGUGGUGGACUUGCCAGGAUGGAUGAGGAUUAA
Penicillium diatomitis is the source of this 1329-nucleotide messenger RNA. It is a transcript of the gene cwc25, whose product is annotated as U2-type spliceosomal complex subunit CWC25. The coding region runs from base 1 to 1329 and encodes 442 amino acids. Lineage: Eukaryota; Fungi; Ascomycota; Eurotiomycetes; Eurotiales; Aspergillaceae. The transcript has 2 exons. Gene Ontology annotation, cellular component: U2-type spliceosomal complex. Gene Ontology annotation, biological process: mRNA splicing, via spliceosome. The record is from RefSeq and is a predicted model, not a curated record.